AUGAGCGGGUUAAUAGACGUUUCUGAAAGUCUCACAAGAGUUUAUUCUGAUUUACAAGUGCCAGACUUGAAGGAGCUGAAAGAUGUAUUGAGUAAUGGGUUAAAAAAGGCUUUUGAAGGUGUUAAAGUAGAGGUAACUCAAUGUCCAGGUAGGUUGCUUUUGAUUUUCUAGACGAAAAGUAAAAAUUGUUUUAAGAUAGAAAACAAUUUAGUGUUUUACAUUAUUAGGUUGUUCAUAUAAUUUUUAACUUUAGUGUUUAAGUGUUUUACGUUUAGUGUAUCUUACUUUACUUUCCUUUGUUUACUAAUCUUAAUUUGCAUGUAACAAUACAUAUCUUAUGUUCUAGACUUGACCACAGCUCCUUACAAAUUAGAAGGCAGGGGUUUAUCACCAGAUCUUCGAAUUUUGAAUUGUGGAGGCAAUCACAACUUUUUUCCAAAGUUUCAACGACAAAAACAGUUUAACCUAAAGGUAAAAAUGCGUGAAUAAAAUAGGGUUUAGGUAUCUGAAAAUCAAUCCAAAAGUAUAAUAUAUAUUAAAAAAAUGGUUCUGCGGAUACUUUGAAAAAAGUUGUGAUCAAAAGCAUGAGGUACACUACCUCUUUCUGCCCAUGUUAAUAUAAUUCUCCAAAAGCUUCAAAAAAGAUUUUAAAAGCAAGGAAAUAUGAUAAAAACUUAUUACAGCUGUAACAUACAAAGAAUUUUCUUUUCAGAAACUAGCAAGGCUUGCUGAACUGCCUAAUGGCUGGGCUUUUGGACCAGGAGCAGCUCCUCGAGAAGCUAUCGGAAAGAACGCUGAACUUGUCAUCAAUGCUAAUCUUGGGACCAAUAAAGUGGGUUUUUUGAACGUAUUUUACAAUGAAUUUUAUGAAAAGUAUAGGAACUUACAAAAGUUUUAAAAAAACAACGGAAAACAUCUACUCUACCCAUAUUCUACCCUACCGUGCCCUAUCCUGUAUAGUAAAAACAAGUUUGCAUCAGUUCAUAUUUAUAUUAGGUGAUUUAAAUGAUUCUGAGCUUCCUAAACCCAGAAACUUUGCUUUGAGGGCACAGAAUUAUUUGAACUAUCUAAUACAUUUGUUGGUAAACUUGAUUCCUUUUGAAACUUUUGAUUUUAGAUAAAUUGUCAUCACGGAAUGACAACUUCUGAUGACAGUGGCUAUGUGGAAGGUACCCAUACUGAUCUGUGCUUUAAAAUGUUUGCCAAUGUUGCUCUAUGUUCCAAUGAAGCUGGUCAUAACGUUUGUAAGUGUUUUUAUUAUCAACUUACAAGGAAAAUACUUAACCUGUUUUGCUCAGGGUCAACUCAAAAUUUUUAUAUGUACUCUUUUUGUCACCAAUAGUACCCACAAAAAAUUUUAGGUCAAGCUGACAAGGAAGGUACCCGACCUGCAACGCUCAGAUUUAGUUCAAAUUUUUUCUAUUGAAAGAGCAUGUAAAUGUAAGACCUUAUGUAAAAUCCUAAGUUGCGGUUUGCGGCCAGUCUUGAGAAAAUCGAGAUUAAAAAAUCGCGUUUUGAAUUUCCCGCCAACUUGGCAUAGUGCUGCAAGCUUUUAACUUCGUCUUUUUUUGCCUUUUAACUAUUUUUCUUUAACAUAAGAAUAAAAAAGCUUCAAAUGAACCUGCAAUUUAAAUUUGUAAGCCUAUCUUAUCUUUAAAGGUUUUUUAUUGAACAUCAAAAAAAGUGCUUGCAACACAAUGCCAAAUUUGCCAAAUUAGGAGGAAAAUUUAAAUAUAUUAAUUUUAAAACUUAGAACCGCAAGCUAAGAUUUGUUAUGUGUGCUAAUGGUACUACAAAGAAUCCGUGGGGUACUUUCCUUGUGAGUUUUAAAAUUUAAAUAUUUGAGUUUUCCGCCAAUUUGAUAAAUUUGGCAUUGUGUCUCAACGUUAAAGUAAAACUUAAACUAUUGUUUUAGUAAAAGUGUACGCCAAAAAACGACUGGUCGAUGGCAGCUUUACUCAAAUCAUUCAACGUAUACUUGCUGAACAUUACCCAUCAGAUCGUAUGUUAUGUUUGGCUGGGGUAUGGCAGUUUGUGAGUGGAAGAGGACGCUUUCAUGUCAUGCCUGAUUAUCCGGAGAAAGACUUUGAUAAUGUUACUGAUGUAAGGAUUGACUUCUGCUUUUUUGUCAUCAACUGUAGAAAUUAUUAUCAUAUAUAGUAGGUUGCUCAAAUACUUUAGUGCUCUCUUUCAAACUAAUUUUUUGGGAAGAGGGGCUCAGCAUUAUUUGAACAAGCUAAUGUUUUAUCAACUGUAAAAUGUUAUUAGAUAUAGAAGCCAUACAUAUUCAGAUAGCAUCAAAAUGGCUGAAAUAUUUUGAAUUUCCUGCUCCAAUGAUCAUGACUACGGUAAUUCACAAUACUGUACUUGACAUGGAAUUACCGACCGAACAUACACAUGGGUUCAGUGGUAGAGGAUAUUGUGGACACUAUCACGGUGAUGUGACUCCAGAUGAAGCUGAAUAUGAAGGUUACUUCAUACCAGCUGUUAAGGCUUACAAGUUUGAUUGA
This is a messenger RNA of Bursaphelenchus okinawaensis, 2510 nucleotides long. The record is from the annotation of a GenBank genome assembly. NCBI's taxonomy places the organism in Eukaryota, Metazoa, Nematoda, Chromadorea, Rhabditida, Aphelenchoididae.